CAAAAUGGGUCUAUAUGACCACUUUCGUGCUCAAAAAAGCGAGAACGAAAGAUAAGAGAGAAGUAAGAAGUGAGAAAAUGGGGAGCAGCGUAUAAACCGCAUGUCGUAAAAAAAGAAAAGAGAGAACGCUCAUGGUAAGACUUUCAAAACAUUACGUACAAGCUACAUACAGGUUAACCGAUAGGUGGAAAUCUAAAGGUACAUUGUUAAGCUUACAGCAAUCAAGUUACCGAAUCAAAAUGAAGGUUAUAGUAGCUGGAUACUUCAAGACAGGCACCAAGACUAUGCAAGCAGCGUUGACAGAGCUUGGUUAUAAUGUAUACGACUGGAUAGAGAAUUUCGAGUUUUUGGAAAAGGAAUGGAAGCAGAUAUGUACGGUUGGAGGAUCGACUGAAUUGUUUCGUAAAAUGUACGAGAAUGUUGAUGCGGUAACUGAUCUACCUGGAUGUAUUUUCUGGGAUGAGAUCCUAAAAGCAUUUCCCGAUGCUAAGAUCAUUUUAACAAUGCGAGAGAAUGAAGACGAAUGGUGGAGAAGCGUCCAGAAACAACUCAAAGAAAACUCAACAUGUACCCUUUGGGCAAUAAUGAAUGUGUCGCCAACUGGCAGAAGAUUGUCCCAACACACCAAACGUUUAGUAAACAGUGCUGUUGGACAAAAUAACGACUUCACAACGUUUAUGAACGAAACACUAUUUAAAAUGGCUUACAGCAGACACAACGCGCAUGUCCUACAGAAUGCUCCUAAAGGCCAACUUCUCGUAUUCAGCUUAAAGGACGGUUGGGGUCCCUUGUGUGAAUUUUUGGAUCUUCCUGUCCCCAACACCCCGUUUCCACAUAAAAACAAGAAGGGAGAAAUGACACAAAAUGUUCUCAAAACGAACAAACUGUUUCGAAAAAUGCAGCGAGAAGUUAUGGUGGUAGCAGCUGUUUCUGGAGUUUUUUUAGCAGUUGGCUUGUAUAAGGCGAUGACCAUAGCUUUGAGUAGUAACAUUUUAUAGAGGUGUUUUAAACAAAUCGUCAUAUACAACAAAACAGCCCACGACCUACUAAUGAUAUGUGGUCGGCCGUGAACAGCAUAUAAAGUGCAAUUUGUAAAGACAAAGAAAAUAAAAUAAAACAGCA
Messenger RNA from Ciona intestinalis (vase tunicate), 1122 nucleotides. The record is from RefSeq and is a predicted model, not a curated record. Lineage: Eukaryota; Metazoa; Chordata; Ascidiacea; Phlebobranchia; Cionidae.